This is a messenger RNA of Cololabis saira (Pacific saury), 3299 nucleotides long. RefSeq names its product kinesin family member 3A (gene kif3a). The record is from RefSeq and is a predicted model, not a curated record. Bases 146 to 2251 code for a protein of 701 amino acids. Gene Ontology annotation, molecular function: microtubule motor activity; microtubule binding; ATP binding. Gene Ontology annotation, biological process: microtubule-based movement. The transcript has 17 exons. Lineage: Eukaryota; Metazoa; Chordata; Actinopteri; Beloniformes; Belonidae.
UUGACAACAACCGUCGGGUGUGAUCCGUGGAUGAAGCAGACUCAUCGCUACUGCACUCAUUUUACGUGUAACCUGGAGUCAAAUGAACAAUUAACGCCUUUCGGCCUGUUAUCGCCACACUGUAAUCGUAUUUUAGGCUCUCAGUAUGCCGAGCAAUAAGCAUGACAAACCGGAGAUCAUGGAUAAUGUGAAGGUUGUAGUGAGAUGUCGUCCCCUCAACCAGAAAGAGAAAAUGAUGGGCCACAGGCCGGCCGUCAUAGUGGACGAGAACCGUGGGACCAUAACAGUGAACAAACUGGAGACUCCCCAGGACCCCCCAAAAACCUUUACAUUUGACACAGUGUUUGGACCCGAAAGCAAACAGCUGGAUGUCUACAACCUCACAGCUCGUCCCAUUGUUGAUUCUGUUCUGGAGGGAUAUAAUGGCACAAUCUUUGCAUAUGGGCAAACUGGCACAGGAAAAACAUUUACCAUGGAAGGAGUGAGAGCAGUACCAGAACUCAGAGGGAUCAUCCCAAAUUCUUUCGCUCAUAUUUUUGGUCAUAUCGCCAAGGCAGAAGGUGACACUAGAUUUUUAGUUCGUGUUUCGUACCUGGAGAUUUAUAAUGAGGAGGUCCGGGACUUGUUGGGCAAGGACCAGAUGCAGAGGUUGGAGGUAAAAGAGAGGCCAGAUGUAGGCGUCUACAUUAAGGACCUAUCUGGUUAUGUGGUGAAUAAUGCUGAUGACAUGGACAGAAUAAUGACCCUGGGCCACAAAAACCGUUCUGUUGGUGCUACAAACAUGAAUGAGCACAGCUCCCGCUCUCAUGCUAUCUUCACCAUCACCAUCGAGUGCAGUGAGAAGGGUGUGGAUGGAAACCAGCAUGUGCGCAUGGGAAAACUGCAUCUGGUCGAUCUAGCAGGUUCAGAAAGACAGGGUAAGACCGGAGCCACAGGCCAACGUUUGAAGGAAGCAACAAAGAUCAAUCUCUCUCUCUCCACUCUGGGAAAUGUCAUUUCUGCUCUGGUGGAUGGAAAGAGCACACACGUUCCAUACAGGAAUUCAAAGCUGACUCGUCUUCUCCAAGAUUCACUCGGAGGAAACUCCAAAACCAUGAUGUGUGCAAAUAUAGGCCCUGCAGACUACAACUAUGAUGAGACCAUCAGUACCCUGCGCUAUGCUAACAGGGCUAAAAACAUCAAAAACAAAGCCCGGAUCAAUGAAGAUCCCAAGGAUGCCCUUCUGCGGCAGUUUCAGAAAGAGAUUGAGGAGCUGAAAAAGAAACUGGAAGAGGGUGAAGAGAUCUCCGGUUCAGAGGCCAGCGGAUCAGAGGAGAUGGAUGAAGGUGAUGAUGUAGGAGGGGAGCCGGGAGAAGUCCGCAGGAGAAAAAGGGGAAGGAAGAAGGUUUCUCCAGAUAAGAUGGUGGAGAUGCAGGCAAAAAUUGAAGAGGAAAGAAAGGCUUUGGAGGCCAAGCUGGACAUGGAAGAGGAGGAGCGGAACAAGGCAAGAGCUGAGCUGGAGAAGAGGGAGAAGGACCUUCUUAAAGCCCAGCAGGAGCAUCACCUCUUGCUAGAGAAGUUAUCAGCUUUAGAAAAGAAGGUGAUUGUGGGCGGCGUGGAUCUUCUCGCCAAGGCUGAGGAGCAAGAGAAGCUUUUAGAGGAGUCGAACAAUGAACUUGAAGAGCGUCGGAGGAGAGCCGAGCAGCUGCGUAGGGAGCUUGAAGAGAAAGAGCAAGAGCGUCUAGACAUAGAAGAGAAGUACACUAGCCUUCAGGAGGAAGCCCAAGGAAAGACCAAGAAGCUGAAGAAAGUGUGGACCAUGCUAAUGGCUGCCAAAUCUGAAAUGGCAGAUCUACAACAAGAGCAUAACAGAGAGAUUGAGGGUCUCCUGGAAAACAUCCGCCAGCUGAGCCGAGAACUAAGGCUCCAGAUGCUCAUCAUAGAUAACUUUAUUCCCCAGGAAUACCAGGAGAUGAUUGAGAAUUAUGUGCACUGGAAUGAAGACAUUGGAGAAUGGCAGCUGAAGUGCGUGGCUUACACUGGUAACAAUAUGAGAAAGCAAACCCCUGCUCCAGACAAAAAAGAAAAAGAUCCGUUUGAGGUGGAUCUGUCUCACGUGUAUCUGGCAUACACGGAGGAGAGCAUGCGGCAGUCGCUAAUGAAACUAGAAAGGCCCAGAACCUCUAAAAGUAGCAAGAGUAGCCGACCCAAGACCGGACGAAGGAAAAGAUCUACAAAGCCAGAUGCUGUGCUCGAAUCUCUUCUGCAGUAAUGACAGGGUAAAGAAGAAACUACAUCUCACUGCAACUUUCACGUUACCUAAAUGAAUUGUUAGUGCUGUUUAUGGUUGAACAACAUAAGAUUUUCUGCAUACACUUCAUAGCUGUUAGUGUUUUAAAUGUGAAAGAGCUACGCCCGCACUAGAAAACGAAGACGUGGAAAAGAAGAUGUUUGACAAAGUUGGAUGGCUCUGGGGAACACAUUUCAGGUUGCAACGUCUUCACAGUGACCAACAAUCUAUCUGUAAGAAGCCAAUAAUCGGGAUGGCGGAAAUUGACGUGGUCGUGACCUACACUUUUCAAAGCAUUUAUUUUGCCCCUUGGUCUUGAUUAAUGUCGAGCUGAUUUCCGCCAGUGUCACAAAAUAGAUUGUGUUAACGUUUAUUAACCCAUUCAGACGGUAAAAAGUCUUGAACCUGCAGGCUUUCUGGAAAACGUAACAUUAUCCACGAACAUUUUUAUUUUUUGGCCCCUGAAGAAACUAAAAGAACGACUUCAAAGUCCUUUGAUCGUUUGAACCUUUUACUUUUAUCGUAAAUUAAUGACUUACCCCACAUGUUGAUCAAUAUUCAGUAUAAAGAUAUUACAUCCAUGUCUGAAUUGGUUAAAUGUAUCCGUUGGUACUCUGCAGUUAAAUAUAAUUGAAUCCCGAUUAUUAAGGAAAUAAAUGUUUCAUCUCAAUUGAAUAUCAGAAACGAGAGAAUAAAAAGAUGUAUGUAAAUGAAAAUAGUGCUUAAUACCCUUUAGAUUGGAAACAUAGCGGCGUGCAUGCCAGCCAGCUCUUAUGUUCAUGCUAUUAAAUACUUUAUACAAGUCAUCUAUUUGUUUUCAGAUGGCAGAACACUUAAUGAAGUGCAACAAUCAUUCUGUAAUCUUUAGAAUAAAACACUAGUAUAUGACUUUAAAGGUGGUAAUUUGAUGCUGUGAUGUUCUGCAGUGGAAUCAGACUGACUUUUUUUUUGUAUUAUAAUGUAUGUCAAAUGUUUACACCUACAAACCCUUGGAUUUUAUUUAUUAAAUUGUGUUACUUGUCUUACGUCA